UUAAAAUGUUGUUGGGUGCGCGAGCUCGCACUGUCACGCGCAGAGUGCUCGGGCUGUGGGAGCAACUCCAACGUCUAUAAAAGAGAACGAUCUCCUACAAGUCAGGUCGUAACUUACGGGAGUCUCCUUAAACUAACUUAAGUCUGAUUUACGAAAAAAGUCAAAAUUGGCUUAAUAUAAGUGAAUGCAUAAAAAGACAACAACAGUUCGUUGAACAGCUGACAGGACCGACCCACCACGCUGGCAGUCCGCUACCUGACAUUGGACGGUUAAUUCAUUCGAACCGCUGGAUUAAACUGCCAAGAAAUCAGCAAAGAACUUGUAAGUUAGUUUAUUUUACACAAGUUUAUUUGACACAUUUUGCAACAUGUUCAGCUGGGCGAACAAGGACGGGAAGAAAAAGGACCCCGAACUGUUUCAGACUGUUUCUGACGGGUUGAAGCGACUCUACCGGACCAAGUUAUUUCCGUUAGAAGACACGUACCGCUUUCACGACUUCCACUCUCCGGCACUGGAAGAUGCUGAUUUCGAUAACAAGCCCAUGGUACUUUUAGUGGGCCAGUACUCCACAGGGAAAACCACUUUUAUUCGUCAUCUCAUGGAGCAGGAUUUCCCCGGUAUGCGCAUAGGCCCCGAACCGACCACCGAUUCAUUCAUAGCGGUGAUGUACGGGGAACAGGAGGGUCUGAUCCCAGGCAAUGCUUUAGUGGUCGACCCCAAGAAACCCUUCAGAAAACUUAACGCCUUUGGAAACGCCUUUCUGAACAGGUUUAUAUGUGCUCAGAUGCCAAAUGCAGUGCUGGACAGCAUCAGCAUCAUAGACACUCCUGGAAUUCUGUCUGGAGAGAAACAGCGGAUUAGCAGAGGUUAUGACUUUGCAGCUGUGCUCGAAUGGUUUGCUGAACGUGUGGACCGCAUCAUUCUUCUCUUUGAUGCACACAAGUUGGAUAUCUCAGACGAGUUCUCUGAGGUGAUCCGAGCUCUGAAGAACCACGAGGACAAGAUGCGGGUGGUGCUCAACAAAGCUGAUCAGAUCGGGACCCAGCAGCUCAUGAGGGUCUAUGGCGCCCUCAUGUGGUCUCUCGGUAAAAUCGUCAACACACCAGAGGUCAUCCGAGUGUACAUUGGUUCUUUCUGGGCUCAGCCUCUCCUGGUUCCAGAUAACAGGAAACUGUUUGAGGCAGAGGAACAAGACCUUUUCCGUGACAUCCAGGGGCUUCCACGUAAUGCAGCGUUGCGCAAGCUGAACGACCUUAUCAAACGGGCACGUCUUGCCAAAGUUCAAGCCUACAUCAUCAGUGCUUUGAAGAAAGAAAUGCCAAAUGUUUUUGGGAAAGAGAAUAAGAAAAAGGAACUCAUCGCUAACCUGGGUGAAAUCUACGCAAAGAUUGAAAAAGAACAUCAGAUCUCACCUGGUGAUUUCCCUAAACUCAGUAAAAUGCAGGAAGUCCUUGCUGGUCAGGACUUCACUAAGUUUCAGGGAUUGAAGCCCAAGUUGCUGGAAGCAGUCGAGGACAUGCUGGCCAACGACAUUGCCAAACUCAUGACCCUCGUUCGGCAGGAGGAGGCUGCCAUGCCCAGCCAGUCUGUCCAGGGUGGUGCCUUUGAGGGCACCAUGAAUGGACCCUUCGGGCAUGGGUAUGGAGAGGGUGCUGGCGAAGGCAUUGAUGAGCUGGAGUGGAUAGUGGCGAAAGACAAGCCAACUUACGACGAGAUCUUCUACACCCUGUCACCUGUCAACGGGAAGGUCUCUGGUGCCAUGGCCAAGAAAGAGAUGGUCAAAUCCAAACUGCCCAACAAUGUUCUAGGAAAAAUCUGGAAGCUCGCUGAUGUGGAUAAGGAUGGGUACCUGGACGAUGAGGAGUUUGCCUUAGCUAACCACCUCAUCAAGGUUAAACUGGAAGGUCACGAGUUACCUACUGAUCUUCCCGAUCACCUCGUGCCUCCUUCUAAACGAGGACUCUAAACAAUUUGGGAAAAUAAAUGUUAUCUUUGAGCCAAACUUUGUAGAGGUUAUUGAUAUGGGUGAAAGGGUGGGUCUAGAAAUAUGAAAAUAUAUAAACAGAAUUUAUGAUAUAAUUAUACAGUAUGUAUUAGCUGCGGAAAGGAGCCAAAAUAGCUUUUAACUUAUCUAUCACUACAGUUUGUCAUUCUCACUAAUAUUAUCUUCUUUGUUCUUGAUAGACUGGUAGUUAGGAACCUAAUCAAAACUUUAAAAAUAUAAAUAAAUUAGAUGGCAUCCUGUUAUCGUAUUUCUCAAAUGCUAGAUGUAGCUAAAUUCUAUUUAAGCAUGUACAAUGGCAGGGAGAGGAGUCCAAUGGGACCAACAUAUAGGCUAAUAUUAAAAAUCUUUUAGAAGCGUUUACCAGAUCUUUACACUGAUGCUGCUUCAUACUUGGUCAUGCAAGGAGAAAUGGUUCUUUUUCAUUCUUUACACUCCAUUAACUUUGCUGAUGGUUUCAGGCUAUUGAGAUUUAUCCUUUGAAACUUUCAGUUGAACAAUUUUGUAGUUUUGUCCAGUUUUGGUUUUACAAUUUGGACUCCCCAAUUUGACCACAGCAAAAAACAGUGCUGCACUUUUGUAUUGUAUGUUAACUGGUUGCAUCAUCAAUUGUGAUGGUUCAAAACAGAUUGUCUCUGACAAGACAUUCAACAGACAGAGACUCCAACUGUAUGAUCUGUAUCAUUGAUAAAAGUAGCACCAUUGCAUUGGUCUCUUUCUGUUCUUGAGUUCCUCACCCUGCUACACUAUCAAAAGCUUUUAUACACUAUAAAUACUGUUCAUAUGUAAAAAAAAAAUUGUCUAGUUUGCAAUAAAAAUCUACCACGA
Pimephales promelas (fathead minnow) is the source of this 2830-nucleotide messenger RNA. RefSeq names its product EH domain containing 1b (gene ehd1b). Gene Ontology annotation, molecular function: protein binding; calcium ion binding; GTP binding. Gene Ontology annotation, biological process: endosomal transport; endocytosis. NCBI's taxonomy places the organism in Eukaryota, Metazoa, Chordata, Actinopteri, Cypriniformes, Leuciscidae. The record is from RefSeq and is a predicted model, not a curated record. Gene Ontology annotation, cellular component: plasma membrane; cytoplasm.